CUACUUCCUUGCUGUACUACAGUGUGUUCGAGUGAGCAGCGAACAUCCCGGAAAAUACCGCUUUUUAUUAAGAAGGAAUUACAGCAAAGUCGUGUUCUUCCGGCUUCGCAUAGCUGUUGGUGUUUCACAGGCCUAAGAAGGACCCAGUUCUGGUGUAAUUUUUCGGCAAGUGAGAUUCAGUAGUAAUUUCGAUGUUCCACGGGUCAGUACAAAACUGGCCUGGGAACAUGCAGUGUUGAAGUUGAUGCUGCACCCCGCUUAGCUGCAUUACAUGCGCUAAAACGUGUGUGCUUGGAAUGCAUUGGUAAUCCGAGCGUCUGCUUUUAGUGAGGAAGAACUUUGCUACAGAACAAGUGUCCCCAACUCAUCCAGUUUGUCGAGAAGGAAAAGGACAACAGUCGUAAUUACUUGGUUGUAUCUUAAAAUCACUGGUCAUGUGGCAGUGUUGAAACUGAAACUGACUGUGGAUUUGUGAUGUUUCAUGUUAUAGGGCCUAAUCAUGCCUUUGACCAUGACAGUAUAACUGUAAAUUGACUGUCAUAUUUGAUUGGCAUGUCUCAAACCGGUUGACCAGCAUGGUGGGUUUGUCAUCACGACGGGGAUCAGUGUCCACCGGAAGAACAGUAAAGGGUUAGUCACAGUAUUGGGCCCACUUUCUACAUGUUCUUGGUCCCUUCAGAAACGUGACUGCAGUUUUGCUGAUGAUGUGAGGACUUUCUUAUUGCCAUGAUCCAGCAGUUGGCAACUUUAUUGUUUCAGUGAUAAAUGUUUUAACGUGAAGCUGCACAUAUUCAACGGAAUCAUGGCGGCCAAACUGCGUGAACUGGUGAGCAAGAACAAAACUCGGUACAUCGAUGACAACUUUGACCUGGAUUUAACUUAUAUCUGCAACAACGUGAUAGCGAUGGGCUUCCCUGCGCAGAGCCUGGAGAGCGUCUACCGGAACGACAUGGAAUCUGUUGUCAAGUUCUUGGAUAAGAAACAUCCGGAUCACUACAAAGUCUAUAAUUUAUGUUCAGAGCGCAACUAUGACACAUCCAAAUUUUACAACAGGGUAGCCCACUACCCGUUUGACGACCACAACCCGCCAAAGAUUGAGCUCAUCCAGCCGUUCUGUGACGACGUGGAGAAGUGGCUUAAGGAAGGCAAGGAGAACGUUGCGGUCAUCCACUGCAAAGCCGGAAAGGGGAGAACGGGUGUGAUGAUUUGCGCCUUGCUCUUACACCAAGGGAAAUGCAAGACAGCCGAGGAAGCAAUGGAGAAGUACGGGGAGAAGAGGACAAGAGACGGCAAGGGCGUCACCAUUCCAAGCCAGAGGCGCUAUGUACAGUACUACGGGGAGAUCAUCCGGAACAAGCUCACCUACGAGACGGUCACGCUGCUGCUGCAGAGAGUGCAGCUGGAGACGGUGCCCAUGAUGAGCAACGGCUCCUGCUGCCCCUACUUUGUCGUCUACAAGCAGAAGGUCAAAGUCUACACGUCAGAAGUUGUCAAGGGGAUCAAGAGAGGCGAGAGGAUCAUUGAGUUUGACAUUCCCACUACGGUGCCCAUCUGCGGCGACGUCAAGGUUGAGUUCUUCCACAAACCAUCCAUGCUCGACAAGAAGUCCAUGUUCCACUUCUGGUUCAACACUUUCUUCGUGAUCCACCCCAUCACGGAGCAGGGCCGGCCUGGCUCGGCCACCUGCAACACGGAGGUUAUCCCGGUGGCCAAUGGGGGCGAGGAGCUGGUCAUGGGCCUGAACAAGGACGCGCUGGACAAGGCCUACAAGGACAAGACCAACAAGCUGUACUCACCGAACCUCAAGAUCAGGUUAUAUUUCACGCGGGGCAACAACGGCGACAUGGACAAGCGAUCCCCGAACUUGGAGGAUAGUAUGAGCCCCUGCGGCAGCUCCAACGACCUACUGGAGACUGAGUCGUGGGAGUCCGAAGACGAGGCUUGCGAGGACUGGGAGGAUGGCACGGUGACAUACGUAUGAUGACGGCCCCCCGCCGCCUCCUAGGCUUGGUGCCCGACCUUCUCCGUGUGAAAAGAAAAAAAAAAAAUUCCACCAUCUGUUCACCCUCCUGCAUUUUGUGUAUGAGACGUUGUGUGCUGCCUGGGUUCCUCUGUGAGGGCGCCAGACUGCUCAGUCGGAGCUGAUGAGUGCCAGCCACAAUCUCAUUGCGGCCUCGAUGUGGCCCGUGGAUUGUGUGGGCUGGGAACCGAUCCGGUUGGCCAAGAGGGAAGUGGUAUUGUUUGGGACCACGACAGAGGUCCCUACAGGGAAAAAAGGUCAUUCUGAUGUCAGUGCACUGUCUCUGAGCGUAUUGUAAUCUGGACAGUGGCUUCAGAGUUGUCUAGCGCCCUCAGGGAGGCAGCGGGCCGCGUUGAAAGACGUCAGUCAAUCACAUUUUUCUCAGAUCAGUAAGGAGAAGCAGCAGAGCUGGUAUUUGGACAGGCACAGAAAGGAUUGCUAUUGUUUGUAAAUGUUUAUAUCUAUAUCAUGAUACAGUACUUUAAUAAUUGAAUUUGAAGCAGCUGUUAGCUUCUGUGACUCUACUCUCCCUGUUCUCUUCACACUUCCCCCCCCCUCCCCUUUCUCCCGUUAUACAUGCACCCAUGCUGCAGGCACAUGCACAUACGUUACAUACUCAGUGUGGACAUUCCUUUGUUUUGAGGCAGUUAACCAUAUGCUGCCGGGGAGCCUGGUUUCGUGCACGUGGGCUUUA
This is a messenger RNA of Acanthaster planci (crown-of-thorns starfish), 2714 nucleotides long. RefSeq names its product phosphatidylinositol 3,4,5-trisphosphate 3-phosphatase and dual-specificity protein phosphatase PTEN-like. Gene Ontology annotation, biological process: phosphatidylinositol 3-kinase/protein kinase B signal transduction; protein dephosphorylation; cell motility. Gene Ontology annotation, molecular function: phosphatidylinositol-3,4,5-trisphosphate 3-phosphatase activity; protein tyrosine phosphatase activity. The record is from RefSeq and is a predicted model, not a curated record. Gene Ontology annotation, cellular component: cytosol; cell projection; plasma membrane. Lineage: Eukaryota; Metazoa; Echinodermata; Asteroidea; Valvatida; Acanthasteridae.